This is a messenger RNA of Rosa rugosa (rugosa rose), 943 nucleotides long. RefSeq lists its product as uncharacterized. NCBI's taxonomy places the organism in Eukaryota, Viridiplantae, Streptophyta, Magnoliopsida, Rosales, Rosaceae. The transcript has 5 exons. The record is from RefSeq and is a predicted model, not a curated record. The coding region runs from base 1 to 678 and encodes 225 amino acids.
AUGGGUCAAGCUCUGAGCUCGGCAUCCCUCACCUCCCAACAGUAUCUUUACCUCACGUCGACGACUUCUCCUCAUGGUACCGACAGCUUCGAUCAAUUCCCAAGUGGUCUCGCUCCCGGUCUUCUCAAGCAGAACACUGCUAACUUCAAAGCAGGUGUUGGGGGUCUGGACUUGGUUGAAGGGGAGAGAGGCAUAUCAGAGAUUGUCGAAGCCGGAGAGCACGCAGAAGGCAAUGAGUUUGCUGACGGUGUAGUUGUUGGGGUGGAGGCCGUGGGUGAUGAAGACGGCAUGGGUGGGUUUGAGUGUGCGUAUACUGGAGUGACCGAAGAGUUGGCUGAUUGCCUGGGUUUCUGGAAGAGUUCUGGUCUGGAAUUGCUAAAAUUUCGUGAAGCUGGAGUUGAAGUCGUUUGGAAGGACAUCAGAAAGCGAUGGGACAGGCAAUCUCAGGCAUUUUAUAACUUAUUUAGACAGGCAGACAGAGUUGAAAAGCUUGCUGAAAUUAUCCAAAGAUUGGAGCAAGGUGAUCUGAAGCUUAGAGUUCGGACUUUAGAAUCUGAGAGGGCGUUCCAGCGAGUUGCUACUGUCCAGAAGACUGUUGGAAAUGUGAGUUCAGCUGGCAUAUUAGCUAGUGCAAUUAUGCAUAAUGCCUAUCUUUUCGGAAGUUGUUUAAGUGCAUAAUAAGUUAAUAACCUCACAAUGGAACUUCUCAUUAUAUACAAGCACUGAAGUAGUUCAUUUCAGUGAUUUAUACACAUUUUCACCUUGUCUUAAAGAUUGUUGGAUGAUAGGAUCAUCGGAGCAACAAAAUAUACCAAUUUAUGUAGUAACAUUGUUAUACUACAUCAGAAUCCUGUUUAUGAUAAGUAGAAACCUGCUUAAUCGUGUUAUCUUGAUUGGUCAACUACUUGAACGGCUUAAAAUAUUGUAGCAAUCAUGGCAAUCA